This is a messenger RNA of Labrus bergylta (ballan wrasse), 2818 nucleotides long. RefSeq names its product solute carrier family 1 member 1 (gene slc1a1). Gene Ontology annotation, biological process: L-glutamate transmembrane transport. The record is from RefSeq and is a predicted model, not a curated record. Lineage: Eukaryota; Metazoa; Chordata; Actinopteri; Labriformes; Labridae. Gene Ontology annotation, molecular function: glutamate:sodium symporter activity; L-cysteine transmembrane transporter activity; L-glutamate transmembrane transporter activity. Gene Ontology annotation, cellular component: plasma membrane.
ACAGACACACUCUCUCUCUCCCUCCCUCACACUCUGCCUGCCUUCAGCAGCAUCUGACGGCUGCAUCCUCUUCUCUCUGAAGCACCGCGGCUCCUCCAUCCUCCUUCUCUGCGUCGUCUGCUCCUGACACUCUGACCGCUGCAGGACUCCUUUGUGUCUCUACGGGGGCCCUUGUUGUCAUUUCUCCCCUUUUUUUAGGGAGAAAGAGAAUUACAUGGACAUGAUGGGGAACAAAGAGCGACGAGGCAUGAAUUUCAAAGGCUUGCUGAGGAGGAACUGGCUUCUGAUUGCCACGAUUAUCUCUGUGCUGCUCGGGAUCAGUUUGGGCGUCGUGGUCAGAGAGUAUGCGUCCCUCUCAAACCUCCACAAACAGUACUUUGGUUUCCCAGGAGAGAUCCUGAUGAGAAUGCUGAAGCUCGUCAUCCUCCCGCUCAUCAUUUCCAGCAUGAUAACAGGUGUUGCAGCUCUGGACUCCGAGGUGUCAGGAAAAAUUGGCCUGCGCGCUGUAAUUUAUUACUUCUCAACAACCAUCAUAGCCGUUAUUCUUGGUAUUAUUUUGGUGAUGACCAUCAAACCAGGCGUCUCUCAAACGGCCGAUCACAUCGACAGAGCGGGGACGACGCCCAACGUCACAACCGUCGACACACUCCUGGACCUCGUCAGAAACAUGUUUCCAGAAAAUCUGGUGCAGGCUUGUUUCCAGCAGUACAAGACCAAGCGCAAAGAGCUGGAGCCUCCGAGAACUUCGUCCAACAUCAACGCUACAACCACCACCAUUCCUCCGCUCACGACCACCCUCGUCUCAGUCGUAGAGAAUAUAACCAAGGAAUAUAAAAUCGUUGGGUCGUAUUCGGAUGGAAUCAACGUGUUAGGGCUUAUCGUGUUCUGUGUUGCUUUUGGCCUCGUCAUCGGAAAAAUGGGUGAAAAAGGACGGAUCCUCCUGGAGUUCUUCGACGCCCUGAAUGAAGCAACCAUGAAGUUGGUCCAGAUCAUCAUGUGCUACAUGCCGGUGGGGAUCUUGUUCCUAAUUGCUGCAAAGAUCAUCGAGGUGGAGGACUGGGAGAUCUUCAAGAAGAUGGGUCUUUAUAUGGUGACGGUGCUGAGUGGUCUUGCUAUCCAUGCCACAAUCUGUCUGCCGCUCAUCUACUUCAUCAUCGUGAGGAAGAAUCCGUUCACCUUCACGCUGGGGAUGGCUCAGGCUCUGGUGACGGCGCUCAUGAUCUCCUCCAGCUCUGCCACCCUGCCUGUCACCUUCAGAUGUGCCGAGGAGAACAACCGCAUCGACAAGAGGAUCACCCGUUUCGUCCUCCCGGUGGGUGCUACCAUCAACAUGGACGGCACAGCGCUCUACGAGGCGGUGGCCGCAAUCUUUAUCGCCCAGCUGAAUGACUACGAUCUGGAUGUGGGCCAGAUCGUCACCAUCAGUAUAACAGCAACAGUUGCCAGUAUCGGAGCAGCAGGAGUCCCCAACGCUGGUCUUGUUACCAUGGUGAUAGUCUUAACAGCUGUUGGAUUACCUGCAAGUGAUGUCACUCUGAUCGUCGCUGUGGAUUGGCUGCUGGACCGCUUCCGUACCAUGAUCAACGUUCUUGGCGACGCUUACGGAGCCGGAAUUGUCCAGAAACUGUCAAAGAGGGAACUGGAGAGGAUGGAUCUGACGUCAGACGUGGACGUCGCCAACCCCUUCGCUCUGGAAGCCACUUUGGACGACGAGGAGUGCGAGAAGAAAUCCUAUGUAAACGGCGGCUUCACCGUCGACAAGACAGAUGCAAUCUCAUUCACUGAAACAUCCCAGUUUUAGCCUCUGACCGGCUCAGAGGAGCAGAGAAAGUGCCACGCUGCUACGGAUGUAAAACCCCCCUUCCUUCAUGUAUCAGCACCAUGACGUGAGAGGGAAAAAAAACAUCCAAACCAGCUCCCAUCCAAGCUCAGACAUCAGCAAUAGCAGCCUCCAUUAAGCUAACCCAAGAUGAUCACGCUUCAUGUCGGACAUUUACAACCACGACUAGAUUAAAGUGCUUCCUUCUUACUCUCAACAUGUGCCAAGAUGAAGAAAAGUCUGUUUUCUUUUAUGUGAGGCUGUGCUUUUCUUGCAAAGACGCACUCAUAAGAAGAGCUGUUUGUAUGUGAGUGCAUGAGGACGUUUAUGUAGCGUGUACGAGGUGUGUGCGUGCGUGUGUGAGUGUGUGUGAAGAAAUAUCUAUUAAACUCAAACUGUAAUCCUGAUGUGAAACAUCACUUUAGUACUUAUUUACUCCUUUAUUAUUCUCUCAAAUGAUCUUCUCUGUGUGGCUGUGUCGAAUGUCUAUGUCCCAUAAUGCACUGCUUGUAUAUCUAUCUGUGUGUCUACACUGUGCCAAACAUAUAAAGAACGUUUUUACGAAGAUGCAUGAAGCAAUAUGUUAAAGAAAUGCUCGCCGCUGGCUGCAGAACGCAGGUUUUUUUAACGGAGACUUCACUGAGACUGGGAAACGGUUAACGAGGCUUCUGAAGUCGUUGAACACUGUGAACUCUGAAGACAUUUUUCAGAACAGAAUCACCGACAUUCAUUGGUUUGAUUUUGACAUUUAUGAUUAUUAACAGCGUGUGUGUUUAGGCAGUGAGGGCGUGACCUCCUCGAACAACUGUGUUUCAAUCAUCACUUAAUAGAUAUAAAAAUGUAAUUACACUGGAAAGACUGAGUUUUAUCAUUUAUUUUUCUUCUCGUUUGGCUUCUGUUUUUUCACUGUGUUGUCAGCUUAAGGGCUCAACUAUGGUGUAGACGCUUUGUGCCGGUGAGGUUGGUCCACGGUUGGCCUGAAAUAAAACAUCAAUAAUU